AUGGUUGACCGAACACAAACACCCUCCGAGUCGGGUAAAGCACACCUUCUGAUGAUCGAUCAAGAUGACCAAAUCGUUUACUCAGGACCGUCUACGGGCAUGCCAUUAUUUGCUCGCCUCGGCUUGCUUCAGACUGUUGAAGUUUCGGAAACUCUAUUCUUUCCUGUCCUACACUCCCCUUCCCUAUUAUCCGAAUUCGUCGCGGUCACCAAGCGACGAUUGAUCUGCACCGCUCAAUAUGGAGCUUUCUUGAUGAGCAUUCUCGCUGUGACGGUUCGGUUGGUCGAAAAUGCCAAGCUCCUUCUUCCGCCUUCUGAGCGCGAACAAGCCAGCGAGUCGUACUUUGAACUUGCACAGGAGCUGCUGAGAUCCAGCAAAAACAAGCUCGACAUUCGGCAUAUCCUGGCUCUAUACCAUCUCGCAUUGUUCUCCGAAGGCCGCAAUAGUUCUACUGGUCCAGUCUCUAGUUUCGUUGCGGAAGCCAUUGGCUUAGCAUUCACAACCGGUCUACAUCGCAGUACCACAGAUUUCAAGAUGGACCCAGUGACGCUGCAAAUCCGCACACGCCUCUUUUGGGCUUUAUAUUCUCUAGACAUCUCCCUUGCAUAUUCCCAGGGCCGUCCACCACUUAUAAAGUUAUCAGAAUGCAGCGUUGAACUACCCGUCAUCGUGGACAAUGAAUUCAUCACCAAGACGGCGAUUUUAUCCCAACCGGAGAGCAGUCCACCAGUGCCUAUGGCAGCGGCUGUCAAGAUAACUGAGGUAUACAUGGUCCUCGAGCAAGUACUGUCUGCGAUCAAUGCUCCAUCAAAGACAGCUGCGGCUGCCUUCUCCCUUGACGACCGGCCCUUCGAAAGGAACGACAUAUUCAUAAGGGCUCAAGAAAGACUAGAUCAGAUUGAACGAAAUCUCCCACCGUACCUUACCCAAGUCAAUAUCACCUCUUCACGUCAAAUCUCGAAAUUCUUUCACUCCAGCCGCGUACGAGCCACUAGCCAAUUCGUGCGGACUUUAAUAGCCCGUCAAGCUCUCAUUGACGGGCUCGAUGCAAAUCCUCCACUGGUAGACGAAGAAAUCGACUCUCCUACGUCCGAAGCCUGUCGGCUUUCAAUAGACAUCAUCAAGACUUAUUCCCGACUACGACACACAGGCCACCUUCGCUAUUGCAGCUUUCAAGCUGUUUCUCACAUCACAGCUGCUGCACAUACACUUAUCGCAUGUAUGCUGAGGAAUUCCAACCUUGCAUUCGAGCAUCGUCCCGAUCUACUGACCGCCAUCGACCUGUUACUCGUUAUGUCUUCUCCCUUCCCAUCCGCUAAAACUGUCGCUCAGCUUCUUGUUCAGGUAUCCCGAACCUUGGACUAUCACCAUGGCUCAACUAGCCAGACUGAAGCCGCAGCAAUUCGUGUCCUCGCAAGGAAAUUUGCACCAUCUACAACAUCCAACUCCUCCCCCCAAACAAGCGCGUCUGACAAGCAGCCCGUGUCAUCCUCAUUCGGGCCUGCUCCGCCCUGGCAAUCUGGUGACAAUACUACUGUCCUCCCGCAACUCGGUAUUGAAGCGCUCCAAACAAAUCCCUUUGCUAGCGGUGGUUUCUCCGCUGAUAGGAACCACUCCUCAUCAAUUCUGGACACCCUCGCACCUCCUCAAUCUGGUCACUCAGCGGAUAUUCCACCUAAUUAUGCUCUUACGACUGAAGAGUUAGCGUAUGGGUGGAAUUUAUCCUCCCCAUCCACCUCGUUUGUCACCGAGUCAAAUCCAUGGGCAGUGGCAUAA
Talaromyces atroroseus is the source of this 1776-nucleotide messenger RNA. RefSeq lists its product as hypothetical. Gene Ontology annotation, biological process: positive regulation of transcription from RNA polymerase II promoter by galactose; DNA-templated transcription. Gene Ontology annotation, cellular component: nucleus. NCBI's taxonomy places the organism in Eukaryota, Fungi, Ascomycota, Eurotiomycetes, Eurotiales, Trichocomaceae. Gene Ontology annotation, molecular function: zinc ion binding; RNA polymerase II cis-regulatory region sequence-specific DNA binding; DNA-binding transcription factor activity, RNA polymerase II-specific. The record is from RefSeq and is a predicted model, not a curated record. The transcript has 10 exons. Bases 1 to 1776 code for a protein of 591 amino acids.